UGACUUCAAUUACUAAUUUAACAUCACAUUCACAUCCUCUAUUUCCAACACACACACACACUAUAUAUAUAUAACCUUUUCCAUUCAGAAGUGAAGAAAGAAGGCUUCUCUUUAGCCAUGGCAACCAAAACGAUGACCAUUAAUUUGUGUUUAAUUCUGCUGUCAUUUGGCGUAAGUUCUACCACAGCAACCAAAUCCUACGCAAGAAACAUCGACCCAAAAUCCUUAAAACUCAACAACAAACAACACCAAAAACUUACACACCUUCGCCUUUAUUGGCACGACACCGUCAGCGGCGGCAGACCCUCCAGCGUCGCAGUUCUUCCGCCGCUCAACAACGUCACCGAGUUCGGUCAAGUCAACAUGUUUGACAACCCUUUGACUGCGGGCCCUGAAUUGGGCUCGCAAUUGGUGGGUCGAUCUCAAGGCUUCUAUGCAGGUGCAGCCCAAGAUCAAAUUGGACUUUUGAUGGCUAUGAACUUUGCUUUUACUCAUGGCAAAUAUAAAGGUAGCUCCUUAACUGUGAUUGGUCGGAAUCACAUCUCCGACGCCGUCAGGGAAAUGCCGGUGGUCGGCGGAAGUGGUAAGUUUAGAUUUGGUAGUGGCUAUGCUUUGGCGAAAACUCAUUGUUUAGAUCCUGUCACGUUUGAUGCUGUUGUUGAGUAUAAUGUUUAUGUGUUGCAUUAUUGAUUGUCUUUUUUCCUUCCCUUCGACAGCAGCGUUUACUUGUAAUAUUUGCUGAUCGUUUAAAGGCUUAUGAAUGAAGAAUAAUUUUGCGUUUAUGUAA
Messenger RNA from Cucumis sativus (cucumber), 787 nucleotides. Its product is annotated as dirigent protein 22. The transcript has a single exon. The coding region runs from base 118 to 690 and encodes 190 amino acids. NCBI's taxonomy places the organism in Eukaryota, Viridiplantae, Streptophyta, Magnoliopsida, Cucurbitales, Cucurbitaceae. The record is from RefSeq and is a predicted model, not a curated record.